Molecule: messenger RNA, 1352 nt
Organism: Blastomyces dermatitidis ER-3
Lineage: Eukaryota; Fungi; Ascomycota; Eurotiomycetes; Onygenales; Ajellomycetaceae
Product: 40S ribosomal protein S26E
Exons: 5
Coding region: 96-461 (121 amino acids)
Biological process (GO): translation
Cellular component (GO): ribosome; cytosolic small ribosomal subunit
Molecular function (GO): structural constituent of ribosome; mRNA binding
Source: RefSeq, a predicted model, not a curated record
UCUUGCCCACAAACAAGACCAACAUCGCGGAGCCAGGGCCAGGACAGCGCUUUUUCAACCACCUCAUCCCGCCGACUUCAACCAAAUCCGCCAAAAUGGUCAAGAAACGGGCGUCGAACGGACGUAACAAGAAGGGUCGCGGCCACGUCAAGCCAAUCCGAUGCUCCAACUGCUCGCGAUGCACUCCCAAGGACAAGGCCAUCAAGAGAUUCACCAUCCGUAACAUGGUCGAGUCUGCCGCCAUUCGUGAUAUCUCCGACGCAUCCGUCUUCGCUGAUUACGCCGUACCCAAGAUGUACUUGAAGCUCCAGUACUGCGUUUCCUGCGCCAUUCACGGAAAGAUUGUGCGUGUCCGCUCCCGAGAGGGCCGUCGCAACCGGGCUCCCCCCCCAAGAAUCCGGUACAACAGAGAUGGAAAGAAGAUGAGCCCAACCCAGGCCGCCAAGACUGCUCAGGUAUAGAUAUGAGUCUAGUCGAUAGGUGUGUUCGGGAGAACUGGUUGGGAUAAUGGGGUGUGGUGACGCUGCUGCUACUAUCAUGCCAAAUUUUUAUCUUUCACCUUUUUACUUCUUUCCUUUUUUAUAUUUUCUCUCUUCCGCUUUGUCUAUUUUUUUAAUUUUUUUUCCCUCUUGUUAAACGGUGUCAGGCAAAUAAAAACUGGGUUUUUAUAUAUCAACAUGGCUCCAAGGGGAAAAAACAAAGACGUGAAAAGGCGGAUGAAGAGAAGAAGGAGAAUAAGAAGGAAAACAAAAGAAAUGAGACAUGAAUGUGGGAAACGAUAAACGCCCUUAUUCCUCCUUUUAAGUGUUUUUGUCCCCGAGCCGUGCGGUUUUAGUGGACUCAUUUGAUACCUUUCUUUCUCUCUGCGCGUUUGGCGAACGAUGACACUUUGUUUUACUAACGUGAUUUGAAGAAGGAAAAAUGGGUAAAUGAGCACGGAGCGCAUAAUCAUACGCCGCGGAGGAAGUGAGCCUUCUGGGGAUGCGAGAAGAUAUCUAAAAAAUGCGAAAUGAAAAUAAAAAUGAUUUGACUUAUAAUAUAUGCAAAAAAAGUAUCAUUAUGUCAUAAGAUCCUUUGAUACGUAACACGCACAAGCUGUACGUGCACACGUUGGAAGGAAAAAAAAGUAAUAAUUCCUAGAAACUCAAGGAUACAAAUACCCCCUCUCAAAAUAAUUCCCAUAAAUAUCCACAAACCCACCACUCCGGCCCUUGGGCAUCGGGUUUCUCACAAUCUUCACUUCCCCCUUCCAAUAGCCCUCAACGUACAGCGGAUAAUUGAGUGAUGCACCUGACGAAGUCGUCGACGACGAUGAAGACGAUGACAUUGUUGAUCGUGGUAACGUCGGAGUU